ACGCCAUCGGCCCCUUUCGCGACUGUCCCGCCUCGCGGGACGUGCUGGAGGGGCUGCUGCUGGGGCCGGUGGCGGCGGAGGCCGCCGCGCUGCUGUGCAGGGCGUCGCCGGCGCUGGCCGUGCCCGCGUGCGCCCGGGGGGCCUCGGCCGGCGACCAGAGCGACACCGACUCCGAGGCUUCCGCGGCGGGCCUGGAGGACGAGGCCGAGAACGCCGCCCCAUCCCGGCGGCCCGCGCCGCGGACCGUUGCCGCAUGCGAGGCGGCCCCCGCCGGCGGCGGCGAAGACUGGCGGGCGCGCGCAGCGCAGGCGUCUGCCCUGCUGGCGUCGCGCGGCGGCGCGGAGGCCGCGGCGGCCUUCAGCCGCGCGGGCCCCGAGGUGGAGCCGGAGGCGGACGAGCUGCGCUGCGCAGAGGGCAAGUGGGACCUGGAGGAGUUCAAGAGGCACCUGCUCGUGGACGCUUCCUCCGCUGACGACUGGCCAGUGGCAUUCCCAGGCGCGGGGCUCGGAGGCGUGUGCUUCCAGGCGGACUUCGAGGGCGCCAACCUGCGGCGCGCGCGGCUGCAGGGCGACGGCGCGUUCGAGCUGCUGCACUGCUGCGACACGAGCCGCGCGAAGCACUGCUCCUGGUUCUGCUUCGACGUCGAGGUCGAAGCGCCGAGGGAGCUGCGCCUGCACGUGGUGUCGUUCCGGGGCGACGCCUCGACCUUCAGCCAGGGCCGCAGGGUCGUCGCCCUGGCGGCCGGGGCGCCGAGGUGGAGCAGGGCCGGCCACGACUACGCCUACUGCCCGAACCGGUACGUGAUCGGGGGUCGCCAGCGCCACUAUUCGCUCUCUUUCUCGCUGCAGCUGCAGCCAGGCGCCGCUGCGCGACUUCGUUUCCCCAGCAGCUCACGGCUUGCGGAGGCGGAUCUUCGGAGGCGGACCGGACCCUCGAGGACCAUGUGA
Messenger RNA from Prorocentrum cordatum, 947 nucleotides. The record is from the annotation of a GenBank genome assembly. Lineage: Eukaryota; Dinophyceae; Prorocentrales; Prorocentraceae.